This is a messenger RNA of Centruroides sculpturatus (bark scorpion), 1121 nucleotides long. RefSeq names its product alpha-crystallin A chain-like. Gene Ontology annotation, molecular function: protein folding chaperone; structural constituent of eye lens. Bases 283 to 822 code for a protein of 179 amino acids. The transcript is spliced from 2 exons. The record is from RefSeq and is a predicted model, not a curated record. Gene Ontology annotation, biological process: response to heat; protein refolding. NCBI's taxonomy places the organism in Eukaryota, Metazoa, Arthropoda, Arachnida, Scorpiones, Buthidae.
GAACAGCUUAAGGAAUGAACACCCGGUACCGAAAAGUAAUUUGAACAGGUGUAGACCCGAGUACGCAAACUAUCGAUUGCUGAUACAAAGGAACAAUAACGGGACGAGAACUUGUUAGAAGUUUCCGGUCACACACCAACUGUCGUCGUAGCAACCAAUCCCCCUCCAUUCACUCACGAACUCGGGGCUAGAACGUUCCAGAUUUCUCCCCUCCUGCUAUAAAUACAAAGUGACGAAAGCCAUCUGCGUUAUACACACACGUUAGAAGCAGCAACAAGGAACAUGUCUCGAUCGCUGAUACCCGCUCUAAUAGGAGAUAAUUGGUGGUCCAUGUGGGAUUAUCCUCAUCGUUUAUUCGAUCAACACUUCGGAUUAGGAUUAAGUGACGAAGAUUUCUUCCCCAUGACGAUGUACAGGGGACAAAUGGUUCGACCUCGACGACAACUGAGUCGACAGGAUUCUAGUUCGGGUGUUUCCGAGGUUGUCAAUACUCGCAAUAAGUUUCAAGUCAUGACUGACGUCAGCCACUUCUCUCCCGAAGACAUAAGUGUUAAAACCGUUGAUAACUGCGUGGUUAUACACGGAAAACACGAGGAGAAAGUGGAUCAACACGGCUUCGUUUCUAGAGAAUUCACCCGAAGGUAUGUCCUUCCCAAAGAAGUCGACCCCGAAAAAGUUACCUCGUCGUUGAGUCCAGAUGGUGUAUUGACAGUGGAAGCUCCCAAAAAGUGCUUAGAAUUACCUUCUAACGAGAGAGUGGUUCCUAUAACGGUUCAGAAAGCUCCAGAUGUCGACAUGGAAGAACAAUCACAGAAGCAAUAAGCUUGGGUAUAUUGUGUUUAUUAAUUGGCACCCUCUAUUCUGUAUUGCAUUUUAUAUUUUAAUUGUGAAAAUAAAUGUAACUGAUUUUAAUUAUUAAUCUGUGUGAUAGUUUCUUUUUUACUUUUAUUUAAAAAACUUAAAAUGCCUUAACCUAUAAACUCUAUUAUUAAAGCCUCAUAUAUUGUAAUUUUUACGAACAAAAAAUAUUUAAAGACCUUUUUUAAUUAAUAAAGAAAUCUAAAUGCAAAAAUAUGGCAAAGGGGCCUCCGAGGAGAGAGGAGGCUCCUUCUACCCCCGGG